AUGCGGUUGCAACGACGUCAACUCGAUAAGACUAGCGAUGCCAUGCCGGAAAGCGAUACUGUCUCAGUGAUUCCCGCCCAGUUGUCCUUCCUCGCCAUCUACAACCCGACCCUCGGACCCACAGACGAGACGAUCGAAGACCAGAUCGUGUUCUACACCUCGAAAUCGGACUAUCUACAGCGUGCCGAGGGCUCUCCCGAUGGCGUGAAAGAUGACAAGCCUUCUGAGGAGGGCAAGAACGGGAGGCUGCGCCAGAUAGGUCUGGCGCAAGGGAUGGUGCAUUUUGCUAGCAAUUUCUCGCCAGAACAGAAAUUGGAAUAUGUCGAGACCGAAAAGACUCGAGUUGUUCUCCUUGAGCUGGAGAAAGACUGGUGGCUCGUCGCUUCUAUCGACCUGACUCGUUUGCCAACUGAGCAAUUCCAGUCUGCUUCCAACAAUUCUCCCGAUACCCAGAAGUUUCAAUACUCGGCGAGGGAGAUGGGGCACCCCCAUCUCCUCAUUCAACAGUUGCGCCGCGCCCAUUCUAUAUUCCUUAUUCUCCACGACCUCUCCUUAAGCGGCCUUUACGAACGUGUUGGCCGAGGCUCAUUUUGCCUCUUCCUUGAGCGGUUCUGGGAGAAGUUCGCAUGGAACUGGGAACUGCUCUUGACCGGAAACCCUAUUGUUGACGUCUACAAUGGAAUUAAACUCGCUGCUGGCGGUGAGUUGGGAAUUGGUGUUGGAGAAGAGGAAUGGGGAAGUGGAGAACGAGAGGUCCUUGAAGAUUUUGUGACUCGGACAGACGGCUUAGUCGAUCUGGUUGUUUCUAGAUUCGGCGAGUCAUCAAAGCUCCCCGGAGACGCUCUGGCGGCACCUGAAUAUAAUGAUGAAAACUCUUGGCUGGGGCUGGACAUCGAUCCUCGACCAGCUGAUGGUGUCAUUUUUUCUGGUAUCAAUUCCAUUUCCCGGAGCUCCGUAGCCCGUGUGUCGCACUGGAUGGAAUGGAUUUAUCGAUAUGGAGAUAAAACCUACGGCAUAGGACGAGAUCCGACUUCUUUGCGCCGACGCAAACCUCGGAGGCAUCGAUUUCCCUCUAGAGCCCGAAACAGUAGCAGUCGUCCAGAUGAUGUGCACCCUUCAUCUCCAGAGCGAAGUCAUACACCCGGUAUACCUCGUCCUCUUGUCAUUGCCGCACCGCAAUCUGUCCCGGAAACUCAUGAAGGGAAUGCUUCAAAGGAUGAUAACGACAAUUCAACAAGCGAUCCCAAGAGCGAUACCUUACCCUUUGGGACCGAUACGGUUAUGAAAUAUCUGACACUGGGGUAUGGCUCAGCGUGGAGUCUUUCAAGCUUGUCAACACCAUCACCUGUAGGCUCACCUGCUCAUGUUCCGGAAGUCGAUAAAUCAUCCACUGGCAUCGCAGAACAGAAUGACCACGUUACCAGCGUUCCCCAACCGCCAAGUACACCAACACCAAAGAAAAAGAAUGGAAGCAAAGACGUAUCAAAAGAGCAUGUCUCGGGUCGUUUUGUUCUAGGCCCUCGUGACGAUUUGGAUACACUGGACGACCUAGAAGAAACUAGUCCAGCAUCCGAGUCGGAUUUGAGCAAACCGAAAACCCAGAUAGUGCAACGGACUCUUCAUCUCCAACUAGCAGGCCCUUCAUGUGAUGAAGGUGAAUCACGAAAGCUUCAAGCCGUGAUAUACGUUCAUCAACCAUUUAUGUUCACAUUUCUCUUCGAUGCAGAUACUGCACCUAUAUCAUCUCCAUCUCUUUACUCCAGUAUCCACCAUCAACUGGGCCCUCUCCAGAAACCAUUACUUUCAUCAACCUCCCCAACAACAGCUGCUACUCGCAUCUCCGCCGAUCCCGCCACGGACCCCAAAAAACACUUCUCCACCCAAACUCAAGCUGCCUUCGAUCUUGUCUACGAUCCAUCCAAUCUCACCAUCCGAUCUUCUAUUCCCAAUGUUCCCAGAUUAGUCUCUUUCUCACAAUCGCCCGAGAUAGGCCACUCUGCCCGUACACCUUCUCCUUCCCCAACACGACCACAAACAACGCAACAAUGGAGCAGAAUAGAAAGUCUCGCAAUUCAUCACCGCCUCCUAACUACAUAUUUAGAUACACGUUCCCGCCCCCAAGAACUUGAACGUACCUGCAAAACAUCCCGUGGCUGGUGGAUUCUCUGGGUCCGCGUUCCGCAAUCCACCACCUUUUCGCCACAGCUACAAGCCCUCUCUUCUGUGUCUUCAUCUGUAGCUCUUUCUUCUGUGGAUCAGACCGAAACACAAAGUUCCCCUUCGUGUACCUUGAUACCUGCGCCAUCUUCGCGACCCCAGGAAGCUUUUCUGGUGCGCAAAGCGAGUGACUAUGUCUCCCCGGCUAGUCAUGGUCGUAUGAGCAGUGGAGCGCGCUUCUUUCGAGACUUGGGCGGUGCCUCAUCUAAGUUUUCGGUCGCGCGGGCAGAGACAACGCCGUCGAAACUGGUGGAGGGCAUCGGACUGGAUGCCCGUCGUUAUGUGGAGGGUUUGCUUCGAUUUAAUCGAUGA
Molecule: messenger RNA, 2529 nt
Organism: Penicillium angulare
Lineage: Eukaryota; Fungi; Ascomycota; Eurotiomycetes; Eurotiales; Aspergillaceae
Exons: 5
Coding region: 1-2529 (842 amino acids)
Biological process (GO): vesicle-mediated transport
Cellular component (GO): intracellular membrane-bounded organelle; Mon1-Ccz1 complex
Source: RefSeq, a predicted model, not a curated record